CCAACCUGUAGUCUGGUGUGGUUGAUUCUCUCUGGAAUUAAAAUGGCCUCAGUUGAAACCAUCAAAGUGCAAAAGUAUCAACACAUCACUAAAGAAUAUUUGGGAAACAUUCUUUCGAAAGACCUCAAGGAUGAAUCUCUUACCGUGUCUUCCUUCGGCAUUGUACCAGCAUUGGCAAAAGGACAAAACUUCAGCAGUGACAUAUUACGAGUUAGGAUAAAUUUUGUUGAUGGAACGGGAGAGGAAAAGGUCAAAACUUACAUAGUGAAGACCGUCCUCGAGAACGAAAGUAUGGCUGAGAUGCUGGAAGAGUAUGACGUUUUCCAGAGAGAGAUUUGCGUUUACAAAGACAUCCUGCCCAAGGUACAACGGAUUCUGAUUUCCUCCGGAUGUGACAUCAAGCUAACUCCAGCUGCGCUUGCCAUCGGUGAUACGAAUCCGAAACACUUUGUCUUCGAGGAUCUCACAUCCCAAAAUUUCAUCGCAGCUGAUCGCAAAACUGGCCUCAACUACCAACAGUUGCAAAUGAUCCUUAGAAAGUUAGCAUUAUUCCACGCAACAACUGCUUACUUGUAUAGUUUGGAUCCAAAAACAAUGGAAAAUCAUCAUAUACCCAACAUCAGUGAAGACGUAAAAUACUUUCAUGCCUUUUUUAGGAACAGUGUAAUCGCAUGUGCUCAGCUAGCCCAGAAUUGGUCCACAACCUCCGGAUCUAUUGCGAAAAAACUGAUGGACCUUGAAAAAACUGUUAUAUCCAAGUGCUCUGAAGUGUACACUGCGGACGCAAAUACUUUCAACGUAUUGAAUCACGCAGACCUGUCGAUCAACAAUGUUAUGCUAAAGUUUGACGACAAGGGUAACACAACGGAUUGUCUACUGGUUGAUUUUGCGCUCACUUUCUUCGGAUCCCCUGCCUUGGACCUCAGCUAUUUGCUUUACACAUCCUCCUCGGAAGAAGUUACCACCGACCAAUUCGACCUUCUGAUCCAGGACUACUAUUGCCAUUUGGUCGAUUGUUUAAAGAAAAUUGGCUACCCCAAGAAAAUGCCAACUCUGCUGGACAUUCAGGUAGAAAUGUUGCGGAAAGGAUUUGUUGGAGUAUUGUAUGUUACUUUUAUGUUACCUCUGCGAAUGCUCGAAGAUACGGCUCAUGCUGACAUGGCAGGUCUACUCGAUGAAACACCAGAAGCUAUUGCUUUCCGGAAACAGUUGUACCAAAAUCCAAAGUUUUACUCAAGAAUGGAGUACCUGCUGAACUAUUUCGAUCGGAAGGAUGAUCAACAACCAAUUAGUCACUUGAUUAAGUUGAAGCCGGUUGUUGCGUUUUGGGCUGUCCAAAUGGAAGACGUUUCCGAAAAAUAUCGAUACCUAACCAAAGAGUAUCUGGAAGGAAUUCUUCGGCGAGAGCAAUGUGAAAGUUCAAUAACCGUCAAGGAGUUCAAAGUAGUCCCUGCCCUCGCGAAAGGAGAGAACUACAACAGCAACAUUCUUCGGGUUCAUAUCAACUAUGUGACUGGUAGUAACAAUCAAAGAACACAAACCUAUAUUGUCAAAAGUUCGUUUGAAAAUGAAGGCAUUGAAGAAGUGCUUGAUGAGUUCGAUAUGGCAGGAAGAGAAAUAGCGGUGUAUGAAAAUGUUCUACCGAAAGUCGAACAACUGCUGACUUCAAUUGGUUAUUCAAAAAAAUUGGCACCCAGUGUUCACGCAAUUGGUCACAGCAAUCCCAAACACUUUGUCUUCGAAGAUCUUGCACUCCAGGGAUUUAGAUCAGCUGAUCGAAGACAGGGUCUUAACUUUAAUCAGCUGGAAAUGGUUCUGGAAAGGGUUGCCAAAUGGCAUGCCGCGACCGCCUUUCUGUACAAUGUGGAUGAAGAAACUAUGAAGAAUCAUCACUUCCGGAACAUCAACGAGGACAUCCACCAUUUCUAUCCGCUGUUUCAAAACAGUAUGAUUUCCUGUGCCGAACUUGCCGCAAACUGGAGCACAACCUCCAAGUCAAUUGCUAAGAAACUUUUCGACCUAGAAAAAACUGUAAUCCAAAAAGGCUGCCAGGUUUACACCCGAGACCCGACUGGCUUCAAUGUGUUAACUCAUGGAGAUCUUUGGGUAAACAAUGUGAUGUACAAACAGGACAGUCGAGGAAACCUUCUCGAUUGCAUUCUGGUAGAUUACGCAGUCGGAUUUUUCGGAUCACCGGCCAUUGAUCUCAGUUAUCUGCUGUUCACAUCUUCAGCCGACGAAGUGACUACGGAUCAGUUUGACCUUCUUCUUCAAAAGUACCAUUCGCACUUAAUCGAUUGUCUUGAGAAGCUUGGAUACAGCAAAAAACUUCCGUCCCUCAUCGACAUCCAGGUGGAAAUGCUGCGGAAAGGUUUCGUGGGGAUAAUGUUUGCCACCUUCCUGAUUCCCCUGCGGCUGAUGGAAGAUACGGCCAGUGCCGAUUUGGGAAAUCUGCUGGCCAGUACUUCGGAAGCGGUGGAAUUUCGGCGGAAAUUGUUCGAUCAACCGAGGUAUCAGUCCCGGAUGGAGUAUUUGCUGAACUAUUUUGACCGGAAAGGCUAUUUGGAUUGAACCUUUG
This is a messenger RNA of Uranotaenia lowii, 2578 nucleotides long. RefSeq lists its product as uncharacterized. Bases 43 to 2571 code for a protein of 842 amino acids. The transcript is spliced from 9 exons. Lineage: Eukaryota; Metazoa; Arthropoda; Insecta; Diptera; Culicidae. The record is from RefSeq and is a predicted model, not a curated record.